Sceloporus undulatus (fence lizard) is the source of this 1462-nucleotide messenger RNA. RefSeq names its product annexin A9 (gene ANXA9). The record is from RefSeq and is a predicted model, not a curated record. Gene Ontology annotation, molecular function: calcium-dependent phospholipid binding; calcium ion binding. The transcript is spliced from 13 exons. Lineage: Eukaryota; Metazoa; Chordata; Lepidosauria; Squamata; Phrynosomatidae. The coding region runs from base 227 to 1270 and encodes 347 amino acids. Gene Ontology annotation, cellular component: cytoplasm.
AACUUCUGCAGCCAGAAUAGAACAACAACAACAAACAUCAUCCAAAAGUGGCCACAGCGCUAGAAAGAAAAUGUAAUUGGGGAAGGAGACACAAUUCUUAUUUGGGGAGCAACCCUCCAGACUGCAGGUCCCAGCAUCCUCAGCAGAGCCGACGGCGAAGACUGCUGGGAGAUGCAGUCCACAGGCUUCUCCUCGAAAGCUUGGAGACAGCCACUGCGGCUACCAGAUGUCACCAGUCAAGGGGCCUGAGAAGCCAUCGAUGGCGGACGAAAUCCUUAAACAGCUGCCUCUGGUGGAGAAGACUGCAGUGUGGGGCACACUGGGGACCAUCCGGCCGCAUUUGAGUUUUGAUGUGGAGAAGGAUGUCCAAACUCUCUUGGAGGCAGUCAGCGGUGAAGGUGUCCAUUAUGGGACUAUCAUCGACCUGUUGACCAGCAGGAGCGAUGACCAGAGGCAGCAAAUCUCAGAGGAGUUUCUGGCCUUCACGAAACAGGAUUUGCUGAAAACGUUGGAAGCCGCUGUAUCUGGAAACCUGGAGGCCCUCGUUGUUGGACUGUUGAAACCAAUGGCCCAGUUUGAUGCCCAUGAAGUCAAGGCAGCUCUGGAGGGCUCAGAGGCAGAAACUCUUGUGGAAAUCCUCUCUACCCGCACGAAAGAGCAGCUCCGGGAAAUCAUGGAUUUUUAUGAGCAUGAUUUUAAAUCGGAGCUGGAGGCGGAUAUCGUUUCGGGGACCAGCGGCGUUUUGAAAGACCUCCUUGUCGCCUUGAUCCAGGGCAGCCGGGAAAAAUACUCCAGGAUCAUCGACUACAUCUUGAUAAAGCAAGAUACAAAGGCUCUCCUGGAGGACGACAGCGGCGAAGUGGGGCGGCCGAAGGAAAGCGAAUGGGUCCGGAUCCUCACCCAGCGCAGCCCUGAGCAUCUCAACAGAGUGUUCAACUGGUACCACGAACAGACUGGUUUGCAGAUUGAAGACACUGUGGAUAAAUACUUUCAGGGUGGCGACGGAGAGGCUCUCUUAACAUUGGUCUCUCUCAUCCGAAACACACCCCUCUAUUUUGCCACAAAGCUCUACCAAGCUAUUAAGGGUCCUGGAGCCAACCUGAGAACAUUGGCGCGCAUCAUGAUUUCCCGCAGCGAAACCGACCUCUUGAGCAUCCGCGCCGAGCUCCGGAAGCAUUACGAUGUCUCCCUGUAUUCCUUGAUCUGGGACGAGACGAAAGGCAACUACCGGGCGGCUUUGCUUGGCCUUUGCAGGGCAGAAGAUUUGUAAAAGCCCAACGCGAUCCUCCAUGAACAGAUGAAGACUACCUUUGAGACCUAGACUCAGAUCUUGUCCUUCUCCUCCAAAGCUGAGAGUAUGGUCAGUCGACCUGAAUUUUAAAAAAAAGGCAGAAAUUCAUAAACAGGCCAAGGAAGCCAUUUGGAAAAGUCUGGACUGACCAGUUGUACUAGUUUAUUUCCA